Molecule: messenger RNA, 600 nt
Organism: Rotaria sp. Silwood2
Lineage: Eukaryota; Metazoa; Rotifera; Eurotatoria; Philodinida; Philodinidae
Source: the annotation of a GenBank genome assembly
AUGGCCGCGCACAUCGACAAAACUCUAUUAGAUACUGAUUUACGAUACCGUUUCGAUUACUUGUCAAAAUUUCUCAAUUUUACUGAGGAUGAUAUUACUAUGCUUAAUACUCUUUCUAAAAUUGCUCAUCCACUCAUUCCAUCAGUAGUCGAGGGUCUUUAUCAAAAACUACUCGAUUAUGACAUAACUAAACAAUAUUUUCUUACACAAAAUUAUGGCUUUGAAGGCACUAUGACAACAGAUGAGGCUCAACUCACGAUAAAAUCCGAGCAAAUGGUAUUUCGUAUAAAUCAUAUGCGUAAAUAUUUAUCACGAAUUUUACGUCAACGCAUAUGGAACGACGCAUUUCUGAGUUUUUUAUCAAAUGUAGGUAAAAUGCAUACCAAUAUGGCAGGUACACACUCGAUUAAUGUCGACUAUGUGCAUAUAAAUGCUACAUUUGGUUAUCUUGAACACAUUCUUAUCGAUGCUAUUUUAAGUAAUGAUGAAAUCGAUGCACCAACGAAGAAAGCAGCUUUGCUUGCGAUUAACAAACUAUUCUGGAUUCAAAAUGACUUGUUUUCCAUGCAUUACAUUAUCGCUUCAAAAAAUGGGCAUUGA